UCGGCCAUCUCGGGUUAGAUUAUUCAAUAUCAUUUUCUAACACACACAUGCUAGAUUGUAAUGAUUAUCUCUGCUUUGAUCCUCACUUUGAUAGUGUCGAUAAAACAGCAUCCGCUAGGGUGAUAAAUGCGCGAGUCUGUUUACAUUUCUCUUUCUCGCGUUAUUGGUGGGUAAAUUUAGCUCAAGUUGCAGGCAUCAGCUCAGUAACAUACACAGCAUGGUCAUUCCUCUCCUCCGUCUCCCCUCAACGGUGAACUUGGGUUGUGGCUAUUGGGUACACAAUGUACGACCAUGCUUUUGAUGUAAAACAACUGCGCAAGAGACGGAUAGAAACAGGGGGGCGAAGAGAAGAAGAAGGAGGGGGACGUGAGUAUCGUGUGGUGUUGCACAAUGUUCAUCUUCAUGGGUCCUUCGCUUCGCGCAAUGGACACGCAACAUCCCUCCAUUUAUCGUUUCAGCUCGUUGCGCACACUUGUAAAUUAGCUGCUCCUUUUCUUGCGAUACGUCCUCUUUGCAGCUUGGGGCAACAAAUGGAGAAACCACAAUCAAGCUGAAAAUGUGCAUAUCUUCGGGGACCCGAGAGAUUAUUGCAUUUCGACUGACCGCUUCCAUGGUACCAAUACCUUAUUACUCUUUCAAGUCAAGUGAGAUGAUAGAAGAGUAUUAAAUAAGACUGAAAAACAUAACAUUACCUUUUCUCAUAAGUUGAACAUUAAUUAUUGACAAAACUUUGACCGUCAAAGUACUUCUCCCAUUCACGUCUGCUACUCUGAAAGCUCAAAUGGAUAAGAAAAGGCAAAAGACAACACCAAGACUGGAGAAAGAAGAACAAAAUGAGAAGGCAGAAGACAGAAAGAGGAUGAGAAAAACCAAAGGGGCUGAACCAGAAGUUUCCUCAAAGAGUAUUGCCAAUGAAGUUAAGCAGCAGCAGCAGCCUAGUCCGGGGGAGUUAACAGAUACAAAGCCUGACCAGUCAGAUGGAAAUUUAAGAAUGAAAAUAGGGGUUGGAGCGAAACGGACAAAGAAGCCCCCAAAGAGCCUUGAGAACUUCAUAUGCAGGCCCACAAUCAGAAUCUCUCAGAGGCUUGCACAUGGGGAAGGUCAUAGUUCAUGUGGAGGUGAAGUCUCCAGUACUGAGAUCAGAGUAGCCAAGUCGCCACAUCGUGAGAGUCAGAAAAAAGAUAGGAACGAUUGCAUUUCUCCAAAAGCAUCCACAAGGCUGAAAGUCCAACUUCCCACUUCAUCCAAAAAAGCUGACUCUACACCAGUUAUUACAGCCUCUAAAAAGGCUCCAUCAAAACACAUGAGGAAGACUGACUCAAAGUCAUUAUUGACAUCAGAUGGACCUCCGUAUGCAGUUCAACCACAAACAGAUAGCAAAGUACCACUUUCAGAUAGGAUAACCUCCUCUACCUUGCUGAAGCAGACGUAUUCACCUCCAGCUGCCCCUUCUCCACCUUCCUCAUUACAACAGAACUCCUGUCCACAAGACAGCUCCCAAGUUUUAAAUGCUCAAAAAGAGAAGGGUGAAGAUUGCCCAACUGGAGAAGCAAUGACCUCCUCCCUCAGUUCACAUGGUUCAAAUGAUAUAACACUGAAUGCUCAGACAUCUCAGCAGUCUUCUUCCAGAAUUGAAAAUGACAGUGAAAGCACAUCGUUUCCAAUAUCAUGUAGUGAGAAUUUAGUAAAGCAAACUCCUUGCCCUCCAAAAAAGAGUAGAAUCAUGGAAAGUAAUGUUGACAAGGUUUUAGAUGCAACAGAGACAGAAGAUGGAGAUUGUGCAUUUUCCCAAAACACGAGUAACACCAUAACUAACAGUAGGAGUAAGGAAAAUGGUUUAUUGCAUCAGCAAAGUCCCUCUAUAAAGACACCAUUGCUCCUUACUGCUUCGGAUAAAUCUGCCGAAUCAGCAACUCCUGAGAACAGCGCUUGUACACUAGAGUUACUGGAGAGCAGAGGAAGGAAUAAGAAGUACACUGAAAGUGAAGUCAUAGAUGACACCAGAAAGAUGACUGUGGAACCUGCCCAAGCUGUUGCUGUCCAGCCAAAAGAUGGCAGCAGGGUGGGGCAUAUCAUUGACAAGAAUAAGAAAAGAGCUAGGCAUAGUUCAAACCAGGACGAAGAUGUGCAGUGUUCCUCGCAAUCCCCUGGGUGUGCAGAUUCUCAGUUUAACAGUUCCGUUCCAAGUGAUGAGCCACCUUCACAUCCCAAACAAAACAUUAUGUCACAGAAGAAACAAAAAUCUGUUCAGAUGACUAAGAUGGAAAAUCCAGGUGAGAAGAUGGAUCUGGUGAAGACCGCCAAUGUUAGUUCCACUACCUGUAAAAAGAUUCCACAUAAAUCAAACCUUAAAAAAAUUCAUUCCAUUAAGUCAUCAAAGCAAGGUAAAUCAAGACAAGCUGGACAACCUCCUAAAUCUAAACAACUGCAAAAUUCAUCACCCAGAUCAGAAACCGUUUCCUUUGAGCCCCCUCCUAAGAAAAGGGGUCGUCCAAAAAUGGCCAGGUUGGAAGAGACACCUCAGGAAAGUGAGUCUCAAAAGUCUUUUACUAAAUUCCCCAUACUUGAACAUGCAAACGUCGCUGAUCCAGAGAAUGGCCUGAAUCUCCCAAAGCCAACUCCUAAAACCCUAGGUCAACCCAAAUGUUCCUCCUCUGUCCAGAAAAAGAGAUCUAAAUCACUAGACUCAGCAUCUGGGAAGAAGGGUGCUGAAGGAAAACUCAAACCCUCCUUGUCUAAAGCUAAAGAUGCUCAAAUCAGCCGUAAACGAAAUAGGUUGAUAAUGAAGACAAUUAUCACAAAUAUCAAUAAGAUGAGAGUGAAGAAGAAGGAUAAGGUACUCACACAGUUCCUUUCAGAGCAAAGCCAAAGUUACAAAUCUGAUUUUGCCCAGAAAGACAAUGAAGGUGAAGCAGAUGGAACACACUCUUUAUCUUCACUUGUUACGUCUUUUGGGGGAAAACCUGGUCCACAAAUUAAUAUCAGCAAACGUGGGACUAUCUACAUAGGAAAAAGGAGAGGUCGUAAACCUAAAGCUCAAAGAGAAACUUCUGGUCAAGACUCUGCACAAGUUCUGGGUCAAAAGUCUCAGCAAGUCUUGACAGAGUCUUCUAAUCAGUUAAACUCUUGGUCCACCUCUGGUGAACAUAGCCAUUCAUUUGAUGGCCAGUCUCCUUUGUGCAGCUCUCCCUAUUCAUUUAAACAUCUUGAGACCCCUUCACCCACUCUUAGUACUUUCCGAAGAAAUCUUCAUCUUGGCAACCGUGAAUAUGAUCAACAUUCUGCUCCAAAGGUAACCAGUUCCCAAAAGGUUAAAGCAAUGCACGAAGAGAAAUCGAAACCUCCUUCCUCCUCACAAUCUGCACCAUGCCCUUCAGCUACAUCCCAGUUAGGCUCUGUAAGGAUUCAAGACCGCAGAACUACACACCUUGGACGAUCAGUAUUGAUAGAGCAAGAAAGACUCAAAUACAAGUGCCAUAGAAAAGGUCAUAAUUGCUUAAGCCAUGAUAAGAUUAGGAGACAUAAACACAAAUGCAAGAAAAAGUAUCUUCAGCUCAGGGCCAAAAGGCAAGACCCAGCUUUCCUGGCAGAGAUUGAGGAGUUAGUGGUCAGACUUAGUGAGAUUCGUAUUGUGCAUCAUAUGUCAUCACGAGGGUGUGGGGAUGAAGCAAAAUCUGGAAGGAAGAGUGGGAAAGGAAAAGCUCACCCUCACGUUCUUCAGUGUCUACCACAAAACCUUCAUCAUCCAGCAAUGUUUCAAAUCAACUUCAGCGGUUACUACUCCCCUCAGUCAGAAUUGUCUCGUGACUCUCUGCAUUAUGUUGGAAUGGCAGAUUUUAAGAGGAACAAUGGGUGUCCCUCUCAACCAGGUGAACAUAUUGUCACACAUUGCCCGGUAGUGCACAAACUUGGCUUCCCACUGUCAGGAGGCGGUUGUUACCAUCCACCAUACAAAAUGCCACCCUCUACCACUUCAUUUGGUUUUGGACUUUAUAGAGGAUACCCUCCAUCUGCAACUAUAUACCCUUCCUCACCCUUUUUACCCUCCUAUGUGCACCCCUACUCCAAAAAUCCCAUUUUAAGCCCAUCAAAGUUCCACAAAAGGAAACACAAGUUUCUGAGACGUGACUCUCUACUGUGUGGAGGGAAGCCACCGGGGACGUAUGCUAAUGUAACAUCUCAUUCCCCUAGUGACUGGUUCAGUAGAAAUAGCUGGCAAAGAGAAGACAACAGAGAGCAGGCUAGAGAUAAAAGGUUUGUGGAUGAUAGGCUUAGAGAAAGAGAAGGAAUAGAGGGUUUACUAGAACAAAGUAAGCUCAGAAAAGACCAUUUCAGAAGGAGUACGCCCUCAAAUCCCCCCUGCUCUUCCUCAACACCCUCAAAGCAAGCAGACAAACACAAAACUUCACCACUUUCAUAUAUAGGACCUGCACAUCUGAGACCGAUAUCAAAAGUUAGGUGGGCAGAACAUCAGCAGCCAUGGAGGUGGAGAGAGAGCACUCAGGUAGAGCCAGGGAACAGGGUUUUAAACCAAGAAGCUCAGUCAGGGUACCAGGACGACGAUGAUGAAGAUGAUGAAGACCUACCAUCACCUCCCCUAGCAGACAGAGCCAUCCACCAUCAUUCUUUCCUGAGGAACCCCAACCUUGCUAGUAGUGCAUACAGUCGAAUGACAGCUCAAAGGAGGAUUGGUGAAGUACAGUCUGCUUCAAGGAACUUAAUGAGACCUGGAAGCUCAUUGAUGAAGGAUCGCUCAGCUGGAGCCAUAAGAACAUCAGAGAGCUUCCAGCCUGGCGGUUCACUCUUCUCUGAGCACUUCUCUGCUAGUCCCUCUCUUAAUGAACGUCAAGAGAGAGGAGGAAAAGAGAAAAGACCCAACAUCAGCAAAACGCACUUUCAGACCAACGAUAUCAGGCCUUUUUCCUCUUUUACCACCUCCAAAAUCAGCCUUUCUCAUUUAAGUAAUUCUAAAAAUACGACGCCAAAAAAGAGUAAACUGAAACACGUCAAAAAGCCUCUCAAGAAAAAGAAUCCCAAAGGUCAAGAGGUCACAGGAAGUGAGGUGAAGAGAAGAGGACGAGGUCGACCAAGAAAAAACCCCGCACCGUGCUUUUCUCCACCUUUACCUGCCACACCUUUACAUCAUGAAGCCACAGAGUCUCCUGCGAAACGUAAAAAAGGUGAAAGAGAUGACUACACCGCACUCAAUGCGAUUGAGUCCGUGACUCAACAUGAGAAAAGGAAAAGAAGGAAAGAAAGAGAUGAAACGAGGAGCAGUGAAGCGCAGGUCGAUGAAGGAAAAGACACAGGUCUGAGCCAAGAGCCCUCACAGUCACACAUUGACACAUCCUCACCUUCCCAGGAUCCAUCAGUGUCUGUAAACAGCCAAUCAGAGAGGAGGUCUGAAGAGGCAGCUGAAAAGAAAUAUGAGUGGGCGGGGCUUUACUCGGAUGUGUAUAAAAGCGAGAACCCUGCGAGUCCGUCCUCUCCAGUACACACAGACUGCCUUGACUAUGAUCCUGAAGAACAUGAGCACGGCCUACUUCCUGCACCUAUACACGUAGGAAAGUAUCUGAGGCUGAAACGGAUUGACUUUCAGUUGCCCUAUGACAUAUAUCGACUCUGUGCAAAGGAAAAGCGCCCUAAAAAGUCACGAAAAACCCCAAGAAAGACGGCCCCAUCCAAUGGAUCUGUUGAUGUAAUGUCUCGCACUCAGACCGAAGACGAUUCCUGUAAACAUCAGAAGCUCAGUGUGACUCACGACUGCGUUUCUGACAGCCUUAAUAGGAAUGUCAGCCCUAGACCUAAUACAGAAGAGAUUGGAAAAGAAAUUAGUGAAACAGACAUUGAAAAUAAUCUUCCCAAUCAACCCGACCCUCCCAAACAGCAGGAGAAAGGCAAUGAUGCUGAAAAUAUCCCCUCCCCUCUCCUGAUGAUGCCCUUGUGUUGUGAGGAGAGGAGCUUUGUCUUGGAACAUGGCAUUUUUCUAGUGAGAAACUAUGAGAAAAUGAGAGACAGACAAGCAUUGCUCCUGAGGGAGGAGGUGACAGAGCGAGAGGAAGAAAACAAAGAAGAUAGAGGGAGCAGCCAGAAGGGGGAUCAGAAAGGGGAUCUCGAAGACACCAGCACUAAGUCAGGUCCAGCAGUGUGUAUAGCUGUAAAAUACCAGUGCCUGACUCACUCGGAGGGAGAUGUGGAGGGGAGAAGUGUACAGAGCAAAAACCUCACGCAAACACUCCAGGGGAUCUAUGACGUCAUUGUCAGUCACAAGGGGUCAUCUGGACAAACCCUCGCCGCUCCUUUGCUGAACCUGUGCUCCAGAAAGAGAUCAGGCUCGGCUCCUGUCGAUCUCAGUAUGUUGCAGAGGCAGCUCCUCUCAGGCCACUAUGGGAGUCUGGACAGCUUUCAUUCAGACAUGCUGAAGGUGUUCCACUGCGCCGAGAAAUACUACGGUUGUGAGUCGCCGGUGGGCCGUAACGUGAGGCAGCUGAGGGAAGUGUACCACAGUGCUCAUCAGGAGGCCUUAACUCAGACCGCCAGUUUCCUGUGAGUGACAGAAAACCACAUCAGCAACCUCUAUCAGGGCGUUGCUGUGACCAAACCCAGAGGCAUGACGGGCCUUCCAGAAGGCAGAUAAUGCUCUCCGAUACCAAAGACCUGCUGUAUGUUGCACUCACAGAUGCACUGCACAGGUUAAGACAGCACUCCUGGAAAUGCCAUUUGUGAGCAUGGACACGGCUGAUGCUUGACAACAUGAUUAGUUGAAAGCAGCUCAGCCUUUCUUUCUCUCAGGGAAAAGAAGGUCAAGCAAAGGAACAGGAGACAUGACACAAAUCAACAUCUGAGACUCCAGAUGAUUUCAUAUACUCGAACAACAUGCAUUUCUUUCAUUUUGAGAUGUGACACUGAACAUAAACAUGUUGAAUGGGAUGCCAUACGAACAGGACGUGGUUCUGUUUCGUUUUGAAGGAAUGAACAUCCACAGACUGUUUUAAAUCAUUCAACGCACUACAUCAGCAUACCUACAAGAAAAUAGACUUCACUACUCUUAAGAACAGUAUUGUAACAGUAACUGAACAGUAUUGAGUGGUGUGAACAGAACUGUGGUCUACAGCCUUUUUAGUGUUUUGUGUUGAAGGUUAUACCUAUAAAGUAAGCAAUAAUGCAUGAAAUGUUCAAUAACACAGCCUUAAUGUAAGCAAAUGUUUGUUUAUAGUCAUUUUAGACCAGUAAUUUUUAUUUUAAAGGGAAUUUACUACCACUUUGUCCAGAGCUGUCUUGUGCUAGUGAUGUUUUGUAAUACAUUGAUUUGAAGCAGUAAUCUUUAUAGCUUUGAGACUCAGAAAUAUUUUAUACGUUGUACAGUAUAUUGUAAAUAAUGUAUAUUUAGCAAAAUUAUGUUUUAGUAUGGUUCAAGAAAGUCUAUGUACAGUCUUAAAUUGUUGUGGGAAUUAAUCUGUUUUCCAUUGAUUCUUUAUUAAUAUUUUUAUAGAUAGUUUUAAGGUGUCUCGAUGCAUGUGUAAUUUGAAACAGGACAUUCAAUGUCUGUAAAACAUCAGAUUUUCAUAGUCUUCUUUAUGCAUGGCAUACUUUAUGUUGCUUAAUAAUGUAUAAUCGCUGUGCAUACAUAUGCAACAAAUUAUAUGUCUAUACUGAACUAAGAAAUUAAUCGUUGGAAGCUUAUUAAAAAGCAGAAUAAAUGAAUUAACCCAG
Onychostoma macrolepis is the source of this 7713-nucleotide messenger RNA. RefSeq names its product histone-lysine N-methyltransferase ASH1L-like. Gene Ontology annotation, molecular function: protein binding. The record is from RefSeq and is a predicted model, not a curated record. Bases 782 to 6550 code for a protein of 1922 amino acids. Lineage: Eukaryota; Metazoa; Chordata; Actinopteri; Cypriniformes; Cyprinidae. The transcript has 17 exons.